This is a messenger RNA of Olea europaea var. sylvestris, 2093 nucleotides long. RefSeq lists its product as uncharacterized. NCBI's taxonomy places the organism in Eukaryota, Viridiplantae, Streptophyta, Magnoliopsida, Lamiales, Oleaceae. The transcript has 5 exons. Bases 268 to 1776 code for a protein of 502 amino acids. The record is from RefSeq and is a predicted model, not a curated record.
UACAGACAACAGUUGAUCUGCACAAGUUAAUUCAAAUCCAAACCCUAAAAAGAAAUGAAUGUUUUCUCUCACUCCACCCUUUAACCCCUCACCAAAAAUUCCCUACUUUAUUUUUUUCUCUUUAUAGAGAGACAAGAAAUAUAAUAGAAAGGGAAAGAAACGACAGCCAUGGACUCUCUCUCACCAAAAUACACCAGCAAUGGAGCCUAGAAAGAAAACCCAAAAGGGCAAAAACAAGAAUAAUCCACAUUGCUGAAAUUUACUACAAUGGGGAAGGCAGAGGAUGAGCAACCUUUGCCUAGUACGACUCUUAAUACUCAGAGCGCAACUCCGAAUGCAGGGAACAGUAAUGGGUGCUGCUUGGGUUGCAGUAGACUACUUAGAAAGGUUGUGACUUUCAGAUGUAUAUUUGUUUUGGUGCUCGGUGUUGCAGUACUUCUAUCUGCUGUUUUUUGGCUUCCAUUCUUACGUUUAGGGGGUGAGAAGCAUCUGGAUCUGGAUUAUCCAGGUCAUGAUAUAGUGGCAAGUUUUAUGAUUAAGAAGCCAUCUUCUUUUCUCGACAACUAUGUCAUACAACUCGAGAAUGAUAUUUUUGCAUUAAUAAGUUUCCCCACAACAAAAGUGGAAAUAAUAAAAUUCACACCAGCUGGAUCAAACACGACGAAUGUAGUGUUUGCUGUUGAAUCUGAUGUAACAACCCGCAGUUUAAUAAGAGCUUCUUUUGUCUCCAUGGUUAUACAUCCAUCGUACCUGCAUUUGACUCCAUCCUUGUUUGGGGAUCCUUUUUCUUUCGAGGUGCUCAAAUUUAAAGGAGGGAUUACUGCUAGUCCUAAUCAGAAGGCAUUCCUUUUGCAGAAAGUUCAGAUCCGUUUCAACUUCACUUUGAACUUUUCCAUCGAUGAAUUACUGAAUAAUUUCUAUGAACUUACCAGCCAACUGAAGUCAGGCUUACAUCUUGCUACUUAUGAGAACUUGUACCUUAGCCUGACAAAUCUGAAAGGUUCAACAAUGGUUCCACCCACUACGGUUGACACGCAAGUUGUUUUGGCAGUGGGACUUAAUCCCUCGAAAUCCAGGUUAAAGCAGUUGGCUAAAACCAUCACCAAUUCUCAUACCAAAAAUCUUGGACUAAAUAACACUGUAUUUGGUCGGGUUAAGCAAGUUCGUCUUUCAUCUAUGUCCAUCAAUGUUACCUCACCAUCACCAUCACCGUCUCCGUCUCCAUAUCCUCUGCCCCCAUCCCACCACCAUCACCACCAUCACCACCGACACCAUCACGAUCCUAGUCGUGCUCCUGGUAUUUCACCUGCACCAUCAACAGGUGAAAGUGGACCUGUAACUGGAAAAGAAUCACCCGAGCCUGCACCCGUGCCUGCACCAGCACCAGCACUAGCACCAGGGAAGAGUCAAGUGGCGAAGCCUCCUGGUUGUCAUUUUGGUUACAAAAAUAGGUUUCCCCGAAAACCCAAUGAGGGUUAUCAUAUGAGACCUACGGCAUCUCCGGUUUAUGCACCAAGUGUUACUCCUUCACAAUCGCCUCAGCAAUUUGAUCCACCGAUACCUGAUGUACCUCCAGUUCCUGCUACAAGCCCAUCAUCAAAUGUAGCUUAUAAUCAUAAUAACCCCCCAUCAAAGAGUGAUCAUGCAGGGCCUCCAGAUGAACUGCCAUUAGUUUCACCUGCACUCUCUCCAUCCUCUGCAGGUACCUUUUCCUCCAGUUUAUGGGCUUUUCCGCUGUUCCUACUCUUCACGCAUUUGUGGCAGCAGAGAAUGUGAAGCGUUUUUGUUGUGGCAAUUCGAAAACAGUGAAACUUGUCCCUGUAAUAUCAUCUCACCCGAAUUAAACAGAGGAACAGGAGGAAUUUUGCAAGUGAGAGCAGUGCCAAAAGGGCGCAACUCACAAGUGGUUAAGAAACUAUAUUACUGUUUUGGGCAUGUAAAUAUUUGUUUGUAUUAUCGACGGCUAAAUGCAUUCGGGUCAAAGUCACAGAGGUGACGGGCCUGUGAUGACAUGUUACGCCGCCUUAUUGUGUAUGAUAUCACUUCUACAUAAAUUCGAGGGAAAAUUGUAAUACAUCACUCUGUUUUGUUGA